AUUCAGGAGUAAUAAGACGAGUGGUGAACAUCCGUGGCGCAUUUACGCACCAAGUCCAGCACCAAAACAAGCUCUGAGCCGCGCGCACACAGCGGAGGGGACUAUUUGUGGAGUACAGUACCAUGCGAGGAAGGGACGCCUUCUGACUGACAGACGCACGGCUGGGGAUAUUUCUCUUUCACUCACCUUUGGAUAACUUGGAGAUUGGGAACGCUUCCUCUGUACGCUUUUGACGCACGGCAACGAGGAGCUGAGGGAGAACUCCCUGGGAGUGAAGAAGGAUUUAUACGUGUUUUUAAAAGCUUUCUUCAUAUUUUCAAUUUGUUUACCUUGGUGUAAAUACUUUGGAAUUGGAAGGUUUUGCUGCUUCAUUGGCUGGUGACGCGGCUGCCUUGGAGAAGCGAGAAGGAUGGCAGCCUGGUUCACCUUUACAAUCGCAUUCAGCACCACGUUGAUAACACAGGUAUUUGGCUCCGGUGUUUUUGAGCUCGAUCUGCACGAAUUUAAAAACCACAAAGGUUUGCUGGCGAACGGGAACGCUUGCAAACCCAACUGCAGGACUUAUUUUAGAAUAUGCUUGAAAAACUAUCAGGCAGUGGUAUCGCCAGGUCACUGCAUCUUUGGAAGUAUGAUGACAGGGGUGCUGGGGACGAACUCUUUCAGCGCCAAGGACAGUGGCACUUUACCCAGACCGAUUCAGAUACCUUUCAACUUUGGCUGGCCGGGGUCAUUUUCAUUAAUAAUUGAAGCCUGGCAUUCACCUUAUGGAAACCUACCUGUGGAUACCAACAACCCAGACUUCCUGAUUAGCUUUUUUGCAGUCCAAAAACAGCUGGGUGUAGGGACUGACUGGUCUCAAGACAUGCAGACUGGAAAACAGACAGAGACAGAGCUGAGAUACUCGUACCGAUUCAUCUGCAAUGAAAGUUACUAUGGAGAAAGUUGUUCCAAAAAAUGCUCGCCCAGGGACGACAGAUUUGGACACUACACCUGCAACAGGGACGGGCAGCUGUCCUGCCUGGCGGGCUGGAAGGGAAAAUACUGUGAAGAACCGAUCUGUCUGGAGGGCUGCAGUGAGAGGAAUGGAAACUGCUCCAAACCUGGCGAGUGUGUAUGCAGAGAGGGCUGGCAGGGCACUUUCUGCGACGAGUGUAAGAAGUACCCGGCCUGUAAGCACGGCACCUGCCAGCUGCCAUGGCAGUGUAACUGUCAGGAGGGCUGGGGAGGCCUAUUAUGUGACCAAGACCUGAACUUCUGCACCCAUCAUCGGCCCUGUGUGAACGGCGCCACCUGUAUGAACACAGGACAGGGCAGUUAUACGUGUACCUGCCUGCCUGGUUUCACAGGGGUCAACUGUGAGCUAGAGAUGCAGGAGUGUGACAGCAACCCCUGCAGGAACGAUGGAAUAUGCACAAAUUUGGAGCCUGGUUACACAUGCUCGUGUCCCCAAGGUUUCGAGGGCUCCCACUGCGAGCACAGCUCGCUGACGUGCACUGACUCCCCGUGCUUCCACAGUGGCAAAUGCUGGGAGAAGGACAAUGGCCGCAGCUAUAUGUGCGAGUGUCCCCGUGGUUACACCGGACUAAACUGCGAGAAGAGAGUGGACAAGUGCACGUCGCUUCCCUGUGCUAAUGGUGGUCUCUGUCUGAUCGAUGGUGGCAUGCGUGUAUGUAGCUGCCGUGCUGGAUUCACUGGCCAGCGCUGCGAAAUCAACAUCAAUGAGUGUGCAGGGAACCCCUGCCUAAAUGGAGGAACCUGCCAAGAUCGGAUCAGCGACUACACCUGCGCCUGUCCAACAGGUUUCGAUGGGCGCAACUGUGACCGAGUCCUGGAUGAAUGCUCUCUCCUUCCCUGCCUCAACGGGGGUGUCUGCACAGGAGGAGGCGGACCAGGCAAACCUCCAGCAACCUGCACCUGCGCACCUGGUUUCACCGGGCCUCGCUGCGAGUUCUUUGCUGCGGUCACCUCUCCUGUAGAGAUCCAAGAUGGCUUCCAGUGGGCAGCAGUUUCUCUGGCUGUGGGGCUGGUGGCUCUCCUGGUGCUGCUGUGCAUGGUGGGCUUGGCUUUGAGGCACAUCCACAGGCAGGCCCAGAGAGAGCAGAGGGACACAGAGACUAUGAACAAUAUGUCUAAUGUGCAAAAAGACAACCUGAUCCCAGAGGCACAGCUGAAAAACAACAACCAGAAAGUUGGCCUGGAGGUGGACUGCGAUACAGAGAAAUCGAACUUUAUUCACAAAAACUAUCACUUGGACUCGUAUAACUCUAAGUCAAAGGAGUUCAAGGAUGAAAAAUCACAAGAGGAUAAAAGUCUUAUUUAUGACAAAUGUUUAGAAGAAAAAAUGCCCCUAAGUAGAAUGUACAGUGAAAAGCCAGAGUGUAGGAUAUCAACGAUAUGUUCCUCAAGAGACUCCAUGUACCAGUCGGUAUUUGUUAUAGCGGAAGAGAGGAGGGAGUGCGUCAUAGCAACAGAGGUAUAAACUGUGAGGGGUCUGAAAUCAAGGGAAGGAGGAAAACAAGACACAAUCGAGGCAGAAUUCAAUAUUCUGGAUUGUUUACAAAUGCUGAGAAGAGACUGGAGAUUGUUUGAGAUGUCCACUGCUGCUCUGUAACACUUGAGAACUGGAGGGGAAAAAAACUCAACAAAAAACCAGGACUGAGAAACUUUAUGUUGACUGAGUGUUUGUAUGCAAAACAUGUACAGUAAAGGACCUCUCUCAGUUGAGAAACAGACUGGCGGAUAGACUGACUACAGAAAUAAGACAUUAAUUUAUAAUCUCAGACGAUAGGAGGAGGUGAAGGUGGAUCGUUGCCCCUUGAGUCUAACCCAGCCUCGUGUGAUAAUCAUGGAGACUUUAACAGCCAACCAAUCAGUAAAAAGGUGCCUAAGAUUUGACCCCGCCCCCUCCACACUCACUCCUGCCAUCUUCGCCUGCUAUGCAAGACUCAGGGUCGAGACGAGUGAACUCACCCACUGUCACAAUCCAAACACUGAGAUUUUUGAAUGUCUGAAACUAAUCUUCAACUGUCAAUCACAUAAAAAUGACUGGUUGGACUUUUUUUUCCACGCAACGCUGAAGAUUGUAUGCAGCCCAAAUUCACUAGAAGCCUUAAAGAAGAGGAGGUCUGAAUGCUUAACUUGUGCCCUUGUCUGUUCCUUGGAUCAUUUGCACUACAAAAUAAAUCGAGGACAAUACUUUCAAUCAACAGGGAUUCGAAGAGAAAACCACAGGAGCGCAAUAGUCAGUGCUGUGCCAGCAAGAUCCAAGAGAAAGCUUGCAUAGAAGUGUUUUUUUAUGCAAACUGACUGAGGACAAAAAAAGAGACUGAAACACAAGGAGAAGAGACUGUCACACCACUGCCUGCCUAUAAUAAAUUUCAAAAAUACAGAACCAAUAAUGUAAUUUUUUAAAUGAUUAUUUCCAGAGUUUAAUUUAAAUAUGACACACUGCUCUUUAUAUGUUUUAUAAUAUUAUUUUGUAUAUAAUGCAUAUUUAUAAGGACCAAACUUCUGAAGAAUAAAACUUCCUUGAAAACUG
Messenger RNA from Notolabrus celidotus (New Zealand spotty), 3538 nucleotides. RefSeq names its product delta-like 4 (Drosophila) (gene dll4). The record is from RefSeq and is a predicted model, not a curated record. Gene Ontology annotation, biological process: cell communication; multicellular organism development; Notch signaling pathway. The transcript is spliced from 11 exons. NCBI's taxonomy places the organism in Eukaryota, Metazoa, Chordata, Actinopteri, Labriformes, Labridae. Gene Ontology annotation, molecular function: Notch binding; calcium ion binding. Gene Ontology annotation, cellular component: membrane. Bases 410 to 2479 code for a protein of 689 amino acids.